GAUGGGUGAUGCUGAGAGCUGCCGGCUCAGACAACAGACACGCGAGGUCAGGAAGAAGCCGCUUAUAAAUUACUGCUUCCUUCGCGCCGCUGCCAGCAUCGAGCUCCGGGCCCUAGUUGCAACCCCGCUCGCUGGCGGUAGCCGAGCCCAGACGACUGCGAGCUCGGAGACCCAGCCACGCUGCGGAGCGCGGAGCGCGGACCCCGCGGGCCAGAGAUCCAGCGGGUGGGCAGACCCCGGCGAGUGGAAGGGAGCGCAGCGCCGCGGACGCCCCAGGUCCAGAACGACAGCCCUGUCUGAGGAGCCUCCAAACAAAGCGAGGAGGAGAUGGCCACCAAGGAGAAGCUUCAGUGUCUGAAAGACUUUCACAAGGACAUCCUGAAGCCAUCCCCAGGGAAGAGCCCUGGCACACGGCCCGAGGAUGAGGCUGAGGGGAAGCCCCCACAGAGGGAGAAGUGGUCCAGCAAGAUCGACUUUUUGCUGUCUGUGGCUGGCGGCUUCGUCGGCUUGGGCAACGUCUGGCGUUUCCCAUACCUCUGCUACAAAAAUGGUGGAGGUGCCUUCCUCAUACCGUAUUUUAUUUUCCUGUUUGGGGGCGGCCUGCCUGUGUUUUUCCUGGAGGUGAUCAUAGGCCAGUACACCUCCGAAGGGGGCAUCACCUGCUGGGAGAAGAUCUGCCCCCUGUUCUCCGGCAUCGGCUACGCAUCCAUUGUGAUUGUGUCCCUCCUGAAUGUGUACUACAUCAUCAUCCUGGCCUGGGCCACAUACUACCUGUUCCAGUCCUUCCAGUCAGAGCUGCCCUGGGCGCACUGCAACCACACCUGGAACACGCCCCAUUGCAUGGAGGACACUUUGCGCAAGAACAAGACCCUGUGGAGCACUCUCAACACCAGCAACUUCACCUCCCCUGUCACCGAGUUCUGGGAGCGCAAUGUGCUGAGCUUGUCUUCUGGGAUCAACAGCCCCGGCUCGCUGAAGUGGGACCUCGCUCUCUGCCUCCUUUUCGUCUGGUUGGUCUGUUUCUUCUGCAUCUGGAAAGGCGUCAAGUCCACGGGGAAGGUUGUCUACUUCACGGCCACUUUCCCAUUUGCGAUGCUCCUGGUGCUGCUGGUUCGGGGACUGACGCUUCCCGGCGCGGGGGCAGGCAUCAAGUUCUAUCUGUACCCGGACAUCAGUCGCCUCGAGGACCCACAGGUGUGGAUCGAUGCUGGGACCCAGAUAUUCUUCUCCUACGCCAUCUGCCUGGGGGCCAUGACCUCGCUGGGGAGCUACAACAAGUACAAGUACAACUCAUACAGGGACUGUAUGCUGCUGGGAUGCCUGAACAGUGGUACCAGUUUUGUGUCUGGCUUCGCAAUUUUUUCCAUCCUGGGCUUCAUGGCACAAGAGCAAGGGGUGGACAUUGCUGAUGUGGCUGAGUCAGGUCCCGGCCUGGCCUUCAUUGCCUACCCAAAAGCUGUGACAAUGAUGCCACUGCCCACGUUUUGGUCCAUUCUGUUUUUUAUUAUGCUUCUCUUGCUUGGACUGGAUAGCCAGUUUGUUGAAGUCGAAGGACAGAUCACGUCCUUGGUUGACCUCUACCCAUCCUUCCUAAGGAAGGGUUUCCGUCGGGAAAUCUUCAUCGCCUUGAUAUGUAGCAUUAGCUACCUGCUGGGGCUGACGAUGGUGACGGAGGGUGGCAUGUAUGUGUUUCAACUCUUUGACUACUAUGCAGCUAGCGGUGUAUGCCUUUUGUGGGUUGCAUUCUUUGAAUGUUUUGUUGUUGCCUGGAUAUAUGGCAGCGAUAACUUGUAUGAUGGUAUUGAGGACAUGAUCGGCUAUCGGCCCGGGCCGUGGAUGAAGUACAGCUGGGCCGUGGUCACUCCAGUUCUCUGUAUUGGAUGUUUCAUCUUUUCUCUCGUCAAGUAUGUGCCCCUGACCUACAACAAAGUGUAUGUGUACCCGACCUGGGCCAUCGGGCUGGGCUGGAGCCUGGCUCUGUCCUCCAUGGUGUGCGUCCCCUUAGUUGUGGUCAUCCGCCUCUGCCAGACGGAAGGACCGUUCCUCGUGAGACUCAAGUACCUGCUGACGCCGAGGGAACCCAAUCACUGGGCCGUGGAGCGAGAGGGGGCCACGCCCUACAGCUCCCGCUCGACAAUGAACGGCGCGCUGAUGAAGCCGACGCACAUCGUGGUGGAGACCAUGAUGUGAGCGCCCCCGGGCGGCGGGCCGCUUUCCUGCUGUUUACUAACAUUAGAUUCUCAUAGGACCAGGUUUACAGAGCUUUAUAUUUGCACUAGGAUUUUUUUAAUUGUCACAGAAAAUAUUACUGUGUGUGUGUGCACACGCGUGUGUGGUGUCGUGUGUAUGUGUAUUUUGUUUUGAUUUGGGGCUAUUUUGUACAAAAAAAAAAAGCCCCAUGGGCAGAAGUCCGGGGCAAGGCAGAGCUUUCAUACUGAAUUAGAUGUAUUUUAUGGGAACUGGUAAAUUUUUCUUUGUAUUUUUUUUUACAUAUAAUUAUAUAUACACUUAGAGAUUGUCAUACACUUUUACCACUUGAAUUGAUCUUCUUGCCAGCAAUAGAUCUCAUUUUCAAAAGCAAUUCUUCGGUGCUUAUGUAGCUGGCAGAAAGUUCUGCCCCAAAAAAUGCAGGGCAGAAUUUUCCUGGGACAGCAGACCCAUUUUAAAGGUGUAGUACCUCCCCAGCCUGGUUCAAGCAGAAGCAGCCAGCAGGGAGCGGGCCUCACCCGUGGGGGCUGGAGAAAGGGGGCUGCAAGGAGGCGCCUCUGCACUUGCGGUAGCCAGGAAGGGAGGCACCGAACUAACGGGCCCACCCCUCAAACAAAGGCACUAACUUAACCCUGACAGGUGAGGCCCCGCAGCGAAGAUCUGGUUCUAAGUGGUAGAAACCAUUGCACCAGGAACAAAACCCCAGCUUUUAUUGAGAGGUCCAUGGUGGAUAGUCGGAGGGACUGUCAGAACCAGCCAUCCACGCUGGGUGGUGAGGCUGGGGCUCGGCGUUCAGGAGAACACUCACUGGGCUGACCGCUGGGCCAGCAUCCUUCCCGCGGCAGCCCAGGUGGAGACCGAGGCUGGCCCGGCCGGAGCCCACAGGCUCAGGGCCCAACCCCACAGGCUGGAUCUGUCACAUCUCAGUGGGGUGCUGUCAGGUUCCGGUCACUCCCCUUCCCCUGAAGCUGCCUGUAGGAGGGAAGCAGCGUGUAUCUGGUGAGGGACAAGGGGUGAGCGAGUGGACCAAAGGAUGUGGGCCCUGGGGCUCAGCCCGGUGUUGGGGAGGGGUGCUUUUCUCCCCCUCAUCUCUCCACCCUCAUCUCCCAGAGGCUGGGAAACUCCCACAAGCUCUUGUCGAAGAUCCCAGCCCAGGGUCGGGAGGGCUCCACGCAGGGAGCAUUAGGAGUGUCUGUGGAGGUUCACUGGACAUUUGAGCCCAGUGAAGUGCUCCCCUCACCCCCCUCCCAGCUUAGUCACAAGCCCAACUCUCUGUAGACCCUGGGAGACAGGAGAAGUCUGCAUUUCACAGCCCCUGUGAGAGUUGGUAUCAGACACGCACCGUGUGGGGACCGAGGGGAGGCAGUGAGGGAGUGUGUUUUUAGGAAGCUGGGGUUCAUGGGGCUGGCACCCUGGAACUGGCUCAGCCAAGUGCAGUGUCCUUUCUGAGCCAGAAGCGAAGGUACUCUACCGUUAACAUCCCGAGUGGACACACCUCCACCCUGGCCCUAUUUGGACCUAAACUGUGCCAUUUAAAGUCACUUCCAAGUUCAAACUCUAAACCGAAACGUCACAAAGGGCAGUGACUGCCUGCAGGGCAGGUGGGUGGAGAGUGAAGUCCACCUCAGGCUUUCAGAGCAGGGACUCUGAAACCUGGAAUCCCCCUCCCCAAAUCCGGGAGAGGGGGGAACCUUUGGGGUCCUCCUCCCAAGGGGCAGAGGCAACUCUGAACCUUCGGAACGUCUUGUCUUUGGUAAACUUUCACAUUUCUCUCUUUCCAAAGCGUACACUCUGCCAAACAACGCCUAUUCCAAACCGUUCACAGUUCUAACGUGUUCCUGUUUUUCUAUGUAUUUAUGGUUGCCACUGUGUCUGAUUGGAUUUCAUUGUUUGUUUUCCUCCCUAAUUUUACCGAGUAGCAAUGUGACCCCUUCCCCUCUAUCCUACGGAAUUGUAUGCAGUUCACUAACCACUGUCAGUGACUGGGGACAGGUGACAUGCGGGAGCGGGGUGGGGGUCGGCAGGCUCUGGCUGCCUGGGCAUCUGGGGUCAUUUCAGGCUACAUACAUCUCCCCUCUGGGGCUCAGAUCCCCAGGGAAAGGUCACAAGGUGGCAGGCAAAUCGCAACAUUCUGGAAGUGACCCGAGGAAGGCCUCUUAUAAGAUUCCCAGACCAAAUUCUAGACCAAAGACACGCGCAGACCAAGUCCCCAGGUCCCACCUGGUUGGAAGGUCAGCCACUGUCCCCAAGCCCAUUCCUCGCCAGUCUCCCAGGUCCCUGUCUCCAACUGUAACCCUCGUGUCUACUCCCCUGGCUCUGGUGUAUCCGCAGAACUUGGCUCUGUGAGUACAAUGUGUCUCUAUGUCUCCACAUAAAGAAAACUGUCAUUGGCGCCAGUGACUCUGGUCCGCCUGUCUUGGAGAAGGGGCUGUCCUCUGCCCACUCUCUGCCUGGAUGGGUCAGAAAUUCCGAUGCCCACGCAGAGUCCAGCCAGCCAGACCUGGAAGGGACGUGAGGGAGGGUCUUUAGAGAAUGUGAUCAGGAUGCAGGAACGGGGCAGGGCCCCCGGACAAAUCUCACCAGGCAGAGGCUGCAUGAGCAGGGCCCGGGCCCCGCAAGUCCCUGCAGUGGAUUUGCAUGGUCAGUGAUGGAGAGGCUUCCAGCCCUGUCCCCCAACUUAGCGCCCUCAUAAAAUGGGGAGAUUGAGGCCCGGAGCCGGGGAGGGUCUUUGGCACAGCAAGCGGGAGUGGAACCAGACUGUGCGGUCAGCUCCGGCCGCAUGUCCUCUGACGUGUGUGUGGCUCCCCGGUGAAUGCAGCUCCCCGGUGUUCUCCCCAAAGACCAAGGGGGAACCUUUAGGAAAAAAGAAACGCUCUGUCCCCAACAUUGGGGGACGAGGUGAGCAGCACCUGCCACCCCUUGACCAUUCGUGGGCCCGCUGGUCCCCGAGCUGUGACUCAGGCCUCCGAAAGGAAAGGCAGCCCCUGUUCACCUCCACCGUGGCCCUGCACCCAGCAGUCCUUUGUGAGCUAGGCAUUGAGGUUCCCAUUGCACACGAGGAAACUGAGGCCCAAAGAAGCCAUUCAGUGUCCAAAAGGCCCAAAGAAGCCAUUCAGUGUCCAAAAGGCAGAACCCUUUGGCAGGAUUCAGCCUGAGGCCACAUAAGACAGUGGGGGGUGGCCUUAGAUUCUGAUUUCCCAGUGGUACCAGCUCUCUCUCUGUACCCCUGGCCCCUUGCUCUCCCCCAGGCCCCCGGCAGACAGUGGUGAAGCACAAGGGGAAAGCCAGCCCCCCCUCAGCCCAGCACGGGGCAUUCUUGUAUCACCAGGUCCCACCACACAGUGGCCAGUGGCCCAGCCAACAUCUCAACACUGCUGCCCCUCUGGGUGGGGAAUGCUCUGGGCAGCCAGUCCUGAAGGCAGGUGCCUCCCCCCCCACCCCCACAUACCUCAGACACAGGCCAGGAAAGGACUCAGAGAAAGUCCUAUAGGCGGCUUAAGGGCCCACCCAGCCCUCAGACCCAAAGUCAGGCAACUCCAAGCUGGGCCAUCCACAUGGUUGCUGCAAACACCACUGCAAAAAUGCAACAAGCACAAAGCCACAAAACAACCCAGAGGUCAAAACUGGAGAGGAACUCGGGGCCCUCCCUCUGCGAAUGCAGCCGGUUCUGGUGAGAAGCUGUUGUAUUGUUCUCCUGUGGGUGUCGCCACAGACCCCCUCUGACAAGGUCCCCGGGGUGGAGCAUCUUGUGACACACUUGGCUUCAAACUGAGAUGUUAGCGCCGUGGGGUUUUUAUCCAAUUAAUUUUCAAAUCCUUAUCAACUGUGACUCUGAAUUUAGCACAAGAGAAAGCCGAGAACGUGAGUCUUGCCUCCUUCCGGAAAUAUGUCUGGCUCAUCAGGACAUUUUUUUUUAAACUUCAAAAUAUUUUUAAGAUAUUUUGAACUUUUGUAAAAAAACAAAAUAACUAACAAGAGACUCAUCUGAGGAGGAGCAUUUGUAUUUGAAUAAGAUCUCCUUGGUGUGUAAUUCAGUCUUGCAAUAUAUAAGCUUUUGUGUUAAAUGUUUCUGAUAUGAAUCCCUGUAUUUUGCAGGGUUUUUCCUUUCCUUUUUUUUUGCUUUGUAGAUAAAUAUGUAUAUCAAUAUUUUAAAUUCAUCUUUGCUUUUUUUUAGAGGAGUUUGUAAUCACCUUAUAACAUGAAAAUAAACAUUUCCUUUUUAAAUCCAA
Molecule: messenger RNA, 6437 nt
Organism: Phyllostomus discolor (pale spear-nosed bat)
Lineage: Eukaryota; Metazoa; Chordata; Mammalia; Chiroptera; Phyllostomidae
Gene: SLC6A6
Product: solute carrier family 6 member 6
Exons: 15
Coding region: 328-2190 (620 amino acids)
Biological process (GO): taurine transmembrane transport; neurotransmitter transport; sodium ion transmembrane transport
Cellular component (GO): plasma membrane
Molecular function (GO): taurine:sodium symporter activity
Source: RefSeq, a predicted model, not a curated record